Messenger RNA from Cyprinodon variegatus (sheepshead minnow), 1145 nucleotides. RefSeq names its product heat shock 70 kDa protein 12A-like. The transcript has a single exon. The record is from RefSeq and is a predicted model, not a curated record. NCBI's taxonomy places the organism in Eukaryota, Metazoa, Chordata, Actinopteri, Cyprinodontiformes, Cyprinodontidae. The annotation marks the transcript as partial.
GAGGAACUAUUGACAUCACUGUACACGAGGUCUUGGAAAGAGGAGCAUUGAAAGAGCUGCACAAGGCAUCUGGAAAUGAUUACGGAGGACAAAACGUGGAUAGAAAAUUUAAGGAGUUCCUGGGAGAAAUAUUCUGUGACGGAGUUUGGGAUGAAUAUGAACUAAACUACCCCAGUGAGGUUCAGAAAAUGAUGAAUGAUUUCAACAUUUUCAAAAAAAAGGAUAAAGACUUUGAAAUCACCUGUUCAUUGAACCUGGGAAGAGUGGCUCAGAAAAAACAAGACAUUGAACUUUUCCUUGAAAAAGUUCAAGGAGUAUCCUGGAAUGAAGGUUCCAUCAGAGUCUGUAAACAGAAACUGAGGUCUUUCUUUGAAGAGAGUCUGUGGGGGAUCACUAAUAGUGUCAGGCAAUUAUUAAGUAAAGAUUUUAAGAUUGAGUACAUCCUGUUAGUCGGGGGAUUUGCUGAGAGUGAGAUUCUACGUAGACAUAUAACUGAUGAGUUUAUUGAUAACUGCAAAGUUCUGUGUCCAUUUAGGCCACAAGAGGCAAUCGUGAAAGGAGCUGUUCAGUUUGGAAGAAACCCAUCAGUUGUAGCAUCAAGAAAAAGUGCUUUCACUUAUGGAGUUGCUAUUAGUCAAAGGUUUAAUGAAUCAAUACACAGGGCAGAUAAAAAAUUCACAAACAAAGAAGGCACAUAUUGUGACGAUAUCUUUAUGAACCUAGUAAAAGCUGAUGAGGAUGUUGGAUGGAAUGAAACUAGGAAACACAUCUUAUAUCCUAUAGAAUCGGAUCAGACACAGAUUAACUUUACAUUUUAUCAAACCAAGAGACAAAAUGUAAAAUAUGUGGAUGAAAGAGGGGUGGAUAAAAUUGGCUCAUUUGCUGUGCCAUCUCCUGAUACCACACGUGGACUGAGUCGUGAGGUCAAACUGGAGAUCAAGUUUGGUUACACAGAAAUGACAGCCACAGGCACAGACCAAGAGACAGGCAUAAAACAGACAAUUGAGCUGGAUUUCAUGAGGAUAUAACAGAAUCAAAACCUAGAGUUUAUUCAACAUCACUUUCUGAUAGUGAAGUUCUGUAAACAUCUGCAACCAUCUGAAACCAUCUUAGUACAACUGAGAAGGUCUAAAAAACACAGCAGU